Molecule: messenger RNA, 603 nt
Organism: Ogataea philodendri
Lineage: Eukaryota; Fungi; Ascomycota; Pichiomycetes; Pichiales; Pichiaceae
Exons: 1
Coding region: 1-603 (200 amino acids)
Biological process (GO): allantoin catabolic process
Molecular function (GO): ureidoglycolate hydrolase activity; ureidoglycolate lyase activity
Source: RefSeq, a predicted model, not a curated record
AUGGUGGUUAUACAGACAGUCGACAACAGCACCGUCGUGGCCAAAGCCAAACCCAUCUCCCCGCAGGCUUUUGCUGCCUACGGCGGGAUCCUCGCCUGCGAUCUCCAAAUGGCCGGCGCCAGCCAGAGCUCUGCAAACCAGGGAACAGCCGUGAAGCUGAUGAAAAUGGCCCCCGUUACAAACAACUACGCCAAUGCGCCCAGCGGCAAGCCCGCCACGGCCAACUGGAACAUCUUCAGGUCGUCGCCGCCAAAACACCUGUUUGGCUCCAGCAACGGCACAAAAACCUACACAUCCAAGGUGCUGGAGCGACACCCGUACACCACCCAGACGUUUGUGCCGAUGGGGUGUUCACGUGACCUGGAUGCGUUCUUGGUGAUCGUGGCCCCGGACAAGGAGGGGCUACCUGACUACGAGAAGGUGGAAGCAUUCAUUUUUAAGGGCGACCAGUCGGUCACGUAUGGAGUCGGCACGUGGCACGCGCCAAUGGUGGUUCUGGGCGACACGCACCUCGACUUUGCCGUGCUGGUUCACGAAAACGGUGUCGAUCUUGAGGACUGUGAGGAAGUUGUGUAUAGUGGGAUGACUAUAGAGCUGAAUUAG